AGGACCUUCUAGAGAUGUUAGUGCCAUUUCUGUUUGUUGUUAUCUUGUAUGUAAGUUUUGCUCCACAACACACAGCUGGCCAGUAGGAUCCUUGCCCAGGUCAAAAAUGCAGUAAGGUUCAGAGGAUAAAGAUUCUUGCUGUAAUCAAAAUAUCUGAACCCAUUUGGUUGCCUGGACAUGAAGAAAUUCUAGAAGGGAAAUACUGGUUGUUAUUUACGAGACUAAACCAAUCUCCCCUCUUGUGUAGGAAAGAAAUUGAAGAUGUAUCUCCACAAAAUUAUUUAUGUAUGUAACCUUUCACUGAUGCCUGCACGUGGGUCUGUUUUUCCAUCUCCAACCAGGCUCUGGGGAUUGAUGGAAAAGAGCAGAUCUGUUCUGCUAAGUCUAUUGUAUCUUGGGUGCAAGAUACACAUUGCAGUGGUUGGUAUUUGUGCUGGUUGCUUAGUGUUAGCUACACUGUCUGUUUGCUUGGGGCAGUGACGUGCUGCCCCCGUGCAGCUGCCCAUGUGCAUUGGGAAUAUUCACCUCCAUGGCCUCUCUAAGGCCUGGAAAGUUCCUUGUGUGAGCUCAGCAGCAUUCACUGCAUCCUGUCUUGUCCACACCUGCCCUUUCUCAUCCUGAGAUCCUUCUGCCAAAAUCUCUGAUGUUUGUUUUUGUUGAGGUUUCUGAGUUUGCUACUAAAGAACUUCAAUUUUGUUGGCAAUUCUGACCCUGGCAAAGGGGACAUAAGUGAGUUGUUGUUACUCUCUCUGCUCCAGGUCACAGUUUGCUCUGGAGUAUCUCUCAGCCAGCGCCUGGAAACUCGCUCCUAGUCCAAAAUGCUUCUGCCUUCCUGCAGUAGGGACAAUCCUCCUGCUCAAAGCAGAAGUCUGGGAUGGAGGAGACAGGGAUGGGACCAGGCAUGAGGGGAGAGAAGUUGAGAACCCCUGAGGGACCUUGUGGAAAGGCUUGUAAGCUGGACAUGGGUCAGCAGCAGCCAAAUUGUGUAAGACUUGGAACACAGGGUCCUCACAAGCCAUAUGCUCUGCCUGCACAUGCCCUUUCUUUGCUGGUGUUGCUGAACUCCUCAGCACAGGGGAUGGAGCAGGUUUGCAUUUCCAGUGUACAUGUCUGGGUGGUGCACACUUCUCUGGGGAGGGGCUGGAGCAGGGCAUAUCCCUCUGCAGCCUUUCAUGCAGCCUUUCUGGCUGUGGGCUGCUCUGCUUCCCCACAGCCCUGCAAGAGGGGAGCAGGGGUGCUCUCAGGAGUGAGAGCUGUUUUUGCUGGGUGGUUGCUGUGCUUGCUAAAGAGCCUUCCUGCCCUCUGUUGCCAUGCUGCCUUCCUCCUCUCCAUGGAAUUGUACAGCAGAGGAUAAUGAUGUGCUGGUCACCUGUGACAACAGGGUGUCUGAGGACUCCUGGUGUACCCCAUGGCCUGGUGGUGGAACUCCUUACUCCAGUGUCUAAAGAUGGGAAAAAUGUGACUGGGUGUUUCAAGACACUAUGGCCUUCCCUGAGUCAACUGGUUUUCCUCCUGCCCUAAUCUGGGGAUUUGUUUUGUUCCUAGCUUUAAAGGAACCCAUCCAAUCUGAUACCAUCAUCAUAGCCACGCUUGGGGGAGAGGCAAAUUUCCAUUGCAACUUCUCGCUCCUAAUGGAUAUUUUGCAGGUCACCUGGCAGCAAAGAAAUGGAACUUCCUUCCAGCCACAUGGGCUGAGGCUGAUAGAGUCAUUUCAGAAGAAGGUGCUUUUCACUAGAGGCUCAAAGGCCUCAGCUGUCACCCUCCAAAAUCUCACACUCGAGGCUGAUUCUUAUUACAGAUGCAUUUUCAAUGUGUUCCAUCAUGGCUCCUUCAGCAUAGAGAUAUGCCUCAACAUCCAAAGUAAGUUUUCCACUAACUCCUUCUCUCUUUCUGGCACACAGUUUGGGUCUGAUGAGCUCAGGAGGUGGAGAUGUCAUUAUACUAUCCAGCACAUGGAGAUUUUCCAUGCAGCAGCAUGUCCUUGGUGGAUAGUGUCCAGAUUGUCAUACUGGAAUUAUUACCUAACCAACUGUCCUUUUAAUUCGACAAUAUAUGACAGGAAUAUUAACCUAUUUGCCAUAUUAUUCCCCAGGCAGAAGACACAGUGUACCCAGAACUCCUGCAAAGGAGACAGGCUUUUACAGCAAGACCUAGGUGAGAGAGCCUCUGUGAGCCUGCACACACUGGAAGAUCAGCACAUCACUUAUCAAAACGAGGUAACACAAACACCCAAGGCUUCUAAUGAUUAUUCACAUUCUCCAUUAGGGAUCUCUGUUUGUCCUGCCAUGUCUCUGCUGCAUGGGACAGUCACACUGGGUAGAUGACACUACAUAUGCCCCAUAUGCCCCUCUGGCAACCAUCAGGAAAAACCACUUAAUG
Molecule: messenger RNA, 2379 nt
Organism: Parus major (Great Tit)
Lineage: Eukaryota; Metazoa; Chordata; Aves; Passeriformes; Paridae
Exons: 2
Coding region: 1482-2324 (280 amino acids)
Molecular function (GO): cell-cell adhesion mediator activity
Source: RefSeq, a predicted model, not a curated record